AUGCCCAAAGCUAUAAAACAACAACCUUCAAAACUAGACUUGGUAGAUGAUACUACACUAACUUCCUUACCGUUUCCACCGCCACCUCCAAUUAAAAGACCAUCUUCGGAAAGAGAUCGACGACUGAAUGCGCUCCUUGAUUCUAACCCAUCGAGGCACACGGAUCAAACGGAAACGGAAUACGUUGGUGAUUUAGAUUUUCAAAAUAUUGGAGAGGAGGUGGAGGAUGAGGAUGAGUCUCUAUAUGAAUAUUCGUACGAAGAAGAGGACCCGAUAGUCUUGGUUGAAGAUUAUUACACGGCAGCACCUGCAUCUUCUUUAUCUCACAGGACAUUGACAUCACGUUCCAACUCAGAUCAUCAUCUACUACGCCAACAAUCGCUUGCCAAUUUUAAGAAGAGAGUUUUAUCUUCCAGCUCAAAUAAUUCUACCGAUACCAUAAUCAUACAGCCUGAGCAAAAUGUAACAACUAAUCCAAAUACGAUAUCACCUUCAUCAUCAUCAAUAAUUGCACAUAAACAGCCGCGACACCACUCAGAUGAUCUCCAAGCCAUAUUUGGUGACUUGCCAUCUUUCCAUCUUCUCAAACAUUGUGAUCUAUGUGAUAAACCACUUUAUGAAAUUUCCUCAAUUAUCAAUUCCAAAUCCAACUUAAAUUUGAAAGAGUUUGUUUGUGGCGAUUGCAUUUCAAGUUAUGAAAUAUUCAUGACCGAGUUUAUUCAAGAACAACAAUCAAAGAGAAUGAAGGAGGAGUCGGAUGUAACUAAGGAGCCAGCAUCAAAAAAAAUAAAGAACACCAAGUUCUGGCACGUGUUAAAUCACAUUUCGACAAAGUACAAUGUGAGAAGAGAGGUUUGUAUGAGAGAAAGAUCUACAGUUAAUUGA
Lodderomyces parapsilosis is the source of this 885-nucleotide messenger RNA. RefSeq lists its product as uncharacterized. The transcript has a single exon. The record is from RefSeq and is a predicted model, not a curated record. Bases 1 to 885 code for a protein of 294 amino acids. Lineage: Eukaryota; Fungi; Ascomycota; Pichiomycetes; Serinales; Debaryomycetaceae.